This is a messenger RNA of Caenorhabditis remanei, 2415 nucleotides long. RefSeq lists its product as uncharacterized. Bases 1 to 2415 code for a protein of 804 amino acids. The transcript has 7 exons. NCBI's taxonomy places the organism in Eukaryota, Metazoa, Nematoda, Chromadorea, Rhabditida, Rhabditidae. The record is from RefSeq and is a predicted model, not a curated record.
AUGACUAUCAAGAACAGCCGUGUCUACUGGUCUGGAUCGACAAUCGAUAGUGAUCAACUGCGUGAUAUAUUCACUCAAGCCUACAACGGACAUAUUCCCCCCUCUCACUGGCGAAUUCUCGAGAAAGUGUGCUCAUUCCAACCCGGAUAUUUCCACGUUUUCGAUGUUCUCAUCGGAAAUUCACUCGAAUUGAGCUAUAAAUUCGUGACGACUCCCGACGCGAAGAAGCACAAACAAUCGGAUGAGUUGUACACGUUCUAUCAAUCACUGCCACCUGUCGAUGGAGUUGAAAACUUUUAUAAACGAUUCGAGGAGAAUAUUGUGCCAGACCUCAUCCACUUCAUUCCAAAUCGAUUCGUCUCAGUUCAAGUGUUCGUCGCAAUUUGUCAAGUCGUCAAACAGAAUGCAAUAAGUGUCUCCGAUCUCUACUAUCUCGCCACUCUCGUCUACGGAACUCGUCAAUUCUUCUCGAAAUUCAAUUCGAGAAUCAAACAAUUUCAUAUCAUCGAAUCGGGAGGAACUCGUUGGAUUCGUUCACGAUCGAUUCAUGACGAUUCGCCCCGUAAGAGUCACACGUACUCACUGAAUAACGGAUCACCGAGAAUGACGGGAAUUCAAGACUUUUUGACACAAUUGAGACCACAUAUAGACGAUAUUCUGCAAUUGUUGCCUGAUGCAGUCGUGAAUGAUGAUGAGUUCUUUAAGACGGCUCGAUUGGUUUGUGGAUGGAAUGGAGAUCAUGAGGAGAGAAUCUGGAAAUCGAUCAUCAAAGAUCGUACGAAAUUCCAAGAGUUCUACGAUGCCUAUCGUCCAUUCCUUCGAAUUGAAAUACGAAUGGGAACAAUCUAUUUGCGAAAAUUCACAUAUGACGACGACUACGAGACAGAAUGUGAUGGAAAACCAGUGGAUUGGAUUGUCACUUCAUCUCCGCCGUCAUCUCUCACAAGUUCCAUCAUCAAAACUGACGAAAUCAGUGGUAAAGAGGAGAAGAAGAAGGCCGUCUCAUUCGCCACCGGCAUCGAUUUGAUCGCACCGGACGCCCCGCCUCCUUUGGAGAAUCAGACGAACGAAUCGACCCAGACGGAUCAUUUGGAGACGGAACAGAUGUGGGAUUUGGAGCGUUUAGUGAUUCGACAGCUCAAAAGGGAUAACGUCACUUUUGCCGAGUUCAUCGAGUCGGAUAAUGCUCGUGAAAUGCAUCAAUUCCUGAUCGAUGCGUUCAAAAAGAUGAAUCUCCACUAUUUCGCAUUCAUUCUCGAAAAGGCGAUGACGGAAUCACGUGAACAGACAUGGAAAGAGACGAUGGAGUUGAGAGUAGCAGCUGAAGAGGCACGACUACUUCUCGAGAGAACACGUGAGGAGCAUCUGAAAGAAUUCGGAGAGUUGAAGACUCGAAUGGAGACGAUCUCUCGUUUUGAGGCGUAUGAAGUGCAGGUCGCAUCGAAUAGUCGAAUUGAUGGACUCAAGGAGAGAAUAAAAGAGUUAAAAGAGAAUAGAGAAGCGAUGUUGAGAGAGGAGAUGAAGGAGGAGAGAGCACGAAUGAAGAGACGAAUGAAAGAGUUCAAGGAGGAGUUUGCUGAGGAGAAAAGAUCCUACUUGGCUGAAAUCGCUCGUCUCAAGGAAGCGAACACUCGUCUAUCCGCCGACUGUCUCGAAUUGGCCACUCGUCACCACGAACACUCGUCUCGAGCUGAAAUUCAACGACAAAUGACUGAAAUCUCGUCUAGACUCGCCGCCGCACGUGAUGACUCUAUGGACCGCCCAUCGAUUCUCGCCACACCGGAUCCGGAGCCAGAAAUCGAAGAAGAAUUCAUUUCAGUUCCAGAAUCGUCUUCAUUCACUCCACCCCCAUCAACAGUCGAUUUGUCUCCAGAAGCUCGUCGAAAGCUGAAAGUGCUCCAGAAGUAUUCUGCUGAAUUCAACGCUGUCGAAUUGCGUGCAUUCGCUCGAAACCUUGUCGAAUGGUAUAAUACGACAAAAGCGAAUCAUAAAGAGAGAAAAACGGCCGAGAAGCAACUCAAAGAGUACGAGAAAGCACUGGAUUCCAUUGAGGACUCGAUAAAAGAGAAUCUGGAAUUGUUGAGUCUCAACGUCACCAGUGGACUCCACGAGCUGCCAGACAUUCCGAUGCCAUUCUCGGAUCGGGUCAUGGAGAAGAUGUUCGAGUAUAGUGGAGAGGAGAUGUUGGAGGUGGAAAAGGAGGAGCCGAAAGAGGUGGUGGUGGUCUCGGAGGAGGACGACGGUUGUCUCAUCUGCCACGAAGAAAUGGAGCAGAAUGAUGAGACAAUCCGUUGUGACACGUGUUCCAACGAGUACCACUACCACUGCAUCAGCAAAUGGCUCAAGAUCAAUUCGAUAUGUCCGGCGUGUUCCCGGGCAUUGAAGGAUCCGAAUGAGUAUCCGAGGCUCGAAUAA